Carlito syrichta (Philippine tarsier) is the source of this 294-nucleotide messenger RNA. Its product is annotated as rho GTPase-activating protein 24-like. NCBI's taxonomy places the organism in Eukaryota, Metazoa, Chordata, Mammalia, Primates, Tarsiidae. The transcript has 2 exons. The record is from RefSeq and is a predicted model, not a curated record. Bases 10 to 294 code for a protein of 94 amino acids.
AGCCUGAUCAUGGAGGAGAACAAUGACUCCACGGAGAACCCCCAACAAGGCCAAGGUCGGCAAAAUGCCAUCAAGUGUGGGUGGCUGAGGAAGCAAGGAGGCUUUGUCAAGACUUGGCAUACUCGCUGGUUUGUGCUCAAGGGGGAUCAGCUCUAUUAUUUCAAAGAUGAAGAUGAAACCAAGCCCUUGGGUACUAUUUUCCUGCCUGGAAAUAAAGUUGUUGAACAUUCCUGCAAUGAAGAGAACCCAGGGAAAUACCUUUUUGAAGUAAUUCCAGGUAAGAUAUUUUUCUGA